Molecule: messenger RNA, 7453 nt
Organism: Oryctolagus cuniculus (rabbit)
Lineage: Eukaryota; Metazoa; Chordata; Mammalia; Lagomorpha; Leporidae
Source: RefSeq, a predicted model, not a curated record
GUUGUGUCCUGCAUAUGCUGCUGCUGAUCCAGCUUCCUGUUAAUGCAUCCUUAUAGGCAGCAGAUGAUGGCUGUAGUGCUUGGGUCCCUGCCUCCCAUGUGGAAGACCCAGAUGGGCUUCUGGGUUCCUGACUGUGGCCCGGCCCAGCCCUGGCUGUUGCAGCUGUUUGGGGAAUGAACCAGAGUCUGGAAGAUCUCUCUCUCUCUCUCUCUCUCUCUCUCUCUCUCUCUUUCCUUUCAAGAAAAUGGGGAGGGGGCUGUGGAAGAUGCCUUGGUGGUAAUAUACAAGGCAGAAAUCCUGUGACUGCUCACAUCAUUCUCAACUUGUGUUUUCUUCCAACAUCAAAUAUAUUAGUACUGUAGUACCACUGAGGGACACAGGCUGUGGUUCUUAGAGUGUGGUUCUUGGGCCAGCAGUGUCAGCAUCACCUGGGAACUUACUAGAAAUGCAGAUUCUCAUACUCUACUCCAGCCACCACAUGGACAACUCUCAGAUGGGCUUUAGCAGUCAUUGCCAGCAGACCUCUGGGACUCUGAUGCAUUCGACACAGACAGUAAAUGUGAAAUCUCUUGAUUGAAGUAUAAGCUGCCUGAAGUGUUCCAAAUUCCCAGAUGAGUGUUCACGUGUGCAGGGAGUGUGUGCUCCCUCUGUCUGCUCCAUCAGAAUUAGGAGGGCAAGAAAUGAGAAAUUGUCUGCUAGUCUUGACUUUUCUUAGAACUGUGUAGAUCAUGAGAAAACAAAUUCUAGACUGAGUAUUAGAGCUUUAGAUAAUAGAUAGGAAAGCUGUGAGAGUCCCUGAUCCUGCCAUGUGAUGGAUACUCCCGGGACUGAGAGAUACGUCACAGGAUGUGGCUGACACCUGCUCUGUGUAUGACUUGGGUUUGGGAUUCGCUUCAACAGGCCGUCAGAUGGAGGAGGUGCUGCAGGAGCUAGUGGUUGUUGAGGGAGAGAAAACAGUGGUUUCCUCACAGUACUCAGAAUCAAGUCAGGUUGGUGCACUAGCUCUUCCUGGACCCGUUGGCCCAGACGGUGCUAGCAGUUAAGAGGUAUGCUGAAAAGCGCGAGCAUGGUCCUGCUGUCAGGGAGGCUGACUUUGCUGGGAACUUCCUGUGUUUUGCGCACUUCUCAAGUGCUGUUUCUUCUCAUCUUCACAGUGUGCUGCAGAGUGGUUGGCAGCAUCCUCACUGGUAGGGAAGAGAGUGGACACCUGGUCCCUUGGUGGAACUUGCUCCUGAGCACAGAGGCAGUAACAGGUGGGGGCUAAGGUUCUAGCCCUGGCUUUUCUGAUUUUAAAUGCCGCACUCUUUUUCUCCAUUUCAUGUUUUGCGACAAGAGCCUUUAAAAGGACAGUCGUAGGUGAAUCUCAUUUUUAUCUCCCGCCUCAGCCUUGUGCUUGGAUAUCCCAGAUUUUGCAUGCCCGAGACCAGAAUCGUGAUCGUUCUUCUCUGCAUGCUUGGUACCCUUGCAGGGUUCCCAGCUCUCUGGUGCACACCACUAGCCACCAGGUAGCUCUGUUCUUUUCUUUCUUUCUUUUUUUUAAACAGGCAGAGUUAGAGAGAGAGACAGAGAGAAAGGUCUUCCUUCUGUUGGUUCACCCCCCAAAUGGCCUCCACGGCCAGUGUGCUGCGCCGAUCUGAAGCCAGGAGCCAGGUGCUUCUCCUGGUCUCCCAUGUGGGUGCAGGGCCCAAGCACUUGGGCCAUCCUCCACUGCACUCCCGGGCCAUGGCAGAGAGCUGGACUGGAAGAGGAGCAACCGGACAGAACUGGCACCCCCCGACCGGGACUAGAACCUGGGGUGCUGGCGCCACAGGCAGAGGAUUAGCCUAGUGAGCUGCGGCGCCGGCCGCUUUGUUCUUUUCACCCACUGCAUGUGAUCCACUUUCUACCUCCUGAAUGUCUGCUCCACCUAAUUCUCAUCGUGUCUGUGGAUUUCAUCGUAGUCCAGCCUUUGAUCUGUCUGCUGGACGUUAGCCAGAGCCUCCUUGGUCUCCUGCAUCCACUCUGACCCUCCUUUAAUCCAUCAGCAGUAUUGCAACCAGAGCGUGGCAUGACUGGAGGGGACCCAAAACUCUGCUGGCUGGGUCUCUUCCAGUUCCUGGCCAAGCCUUCACGGAAGCAUACAGAUUCUGGCCCCUCGGGUUCUCCAGAUUGGGGAGAACUCUUGCACAGCCUCUGAGGGUUUGUUCCUCCCAGUAGCUCUGCCACUUGGCUCUCCUGGCGUGCAGGCAGGUCUGUAUUCCUAACUACGAUCAGCUGCUCUUAGAGGCACAGGAGAAAAACUUGAGUGGGGCCCCAGGGACUUGACCAUCCAUACCCCCAAAACCAGACAGAGUGUCCUGGGAAUCUCUGAGUUGUACUUCAUAAUUCUAACCAGGAACCAGAGACCUCUGCCACCAAUCAUAGUUGUUUAUGUACUGGGUUUGAUUGCCCUCCCAGUGUCACAUUUGUGGUCACCUGUGGCGGAGACAUGCUGCAUUUACAGGCUAGGCAUAAAAUCUGACCUUUCCCCAAAGGAUGUUUGUCUCUGCCCCUUGGCUGUGGCUUAUCCUGGCAGCUUUGGGGAGAAGGUGGUAUUUCUUUGCACAACUGGUAGAAUCAAUAAAGAAGCAUAGCUUGAAAUCCUUUCUUUGUGCACUUGCUCGUAGUAGGAAACUAUGAAGUAGGUGGAGGAAAUCUUCCAAACUCUAAGGGGAGGGGCACGGCUGGAUCCAUCUCAUCUUCUCAUUUGACCUGCAUACAGACCCAGACCAUUGACGUGAUUCCAGGGUCUUCCUGCCGCUGCACUCUCAGGACCACCACGCUGUCCUCACUAACCACUGUGCAGCCGCCUCCCUGUGCCGAGCACCUGCCAGCUCCUGACGCUUCAGCCCACCUAUGGCUCCCUGUGGGGUGCUCUUCACGUUGGCUGGGCAUGCUGAGGUCAACUCUGAAGUUCCUUGUGGAAGGGGGCCUUCUCCACCUACGCCUGUCCAGGACAGGGCCGGCAGCCCACUCUUGGGCAAGGUCCUUCAGGAUGACCUGUCUCCUCUGUCUCCCCAGCAGACCCUCAGCAGCGGGAGGCAGAGUUCACUCAGCGAGCAGCUUUCUGCUUGCAACCCCGUCCGUCAGCAAGACAUCAGCACGCAGGGGUUUUCUUGAAUAACGAAGUUGGUGAAUGUCAGGCCAUUCACCUUUUACCAAAUCCUUUUUGUAAAUUUUGAGUGAAGAGAGGAAGUGCCUAGAGAUUAUGAGUGAACCGCCUCACAUCGCUCCUCGUGCCUGUGGACUUUGUUUUACUGUCUUUGUGAAUGCCUAAUCCCACAGCUGUGGCUCUCAGUGUUCCUAUAAUGGCAGCUGCAGGUAUUAUCCCCAGGAAAGUCAGCCUGGGUCAUCAGAGACAAUGUUCCUGCAAGGACCCCCAAGCUAUUUGCCCAUGCAGUGGGGGUGGGAUGAAUGAACUGUCUGGCUUUUGGGGGCUAGGAUAGAAGGAACAGUUUCUGUCAAUACCUUUUUGUCCUUCUGAAUUUUGAACCCUAUUUGUGAAUUAUUCAUCUAAAGAUUUAAGACUACAAAAGUAAAAGAGAGGUUGGUGCUGUGGCAGAGUGGGUAAAGCUACCGUCUGUAGCAUUGGCAUCCAGUUUGGGCACCGGUUUGAGUCCCAGCUGCUCCGUGUCUGAUCCAGCACACUGCUAAUGUGCCUGGGAAAGCAGCAAAGGAUGACCAAUUGCUUGGGCCCCUGCACCCACGUGGGAGAACUGGAUAAAGCACCUGGCUCCUGGCUUCAGUCAAGCCUAGCCCUGGCCAUUGUGGCCAGUUGGGGAGUAAACCAGCAGAUGGAAGAUUGAUCACCCCCACCCUUUCCGAUAAAUACAAUCUUUAAAAAAAAUAGAAGCAAAAGGAAGGAAGGUAUAACAAGAAAUGUGAGGGGAUAGGAAUGAUUGCUAUUUAGAGAAAAGGGGAUGCAGUUCAGGGGGAAGUUGUCCUAAAAAUGUUCUUGUCUUCGAGGGUACAGUCAGUUGCUUCUGACUUGCUUUGUACGUCUGUGGAGAAUUUUGCAGUUUCUGCUUCAAGAGGAUUCCAUACUGUACAACCUGACUUAAAAAUGUUGUCCUGGAUGCUGUUGCUGUGGCCUAGUGAGUGAAGCCGCCGCCUGCAACACCGGCAUCCCAUAUGUCUCGGCUGCUCUGUUUCUGAUCUAGCUCCCUGCUAAUGGCCCGAGAAAGCAGCAGCAGAAGGCCCAGGUGUUUGGUUUCCUGCCAUCCACAUGGGAGACCUGGAGGAAGUUCCUGGCUCUUGGCUUCUGCCUGGCGCAGUACUGAUCAUUGCAGCCAUCUGGGAAGUGAACAGAUGGAAGAUCUCUCUGUUUCUCUCCCUCACUCCCUCUCUCUCUGUCUGUAAUUCUGAGCUUCAAAAUAAAUGUUUUUUUUAAUUUUUAAAAUUUUUUAUAAGAUUUUUUUUGCCUGACCUUCCCCAUCAAAAAAUACAUGCAAUCUAAAGAAUUAUAUAACCCAGUUAUUUAAUAAAGAACUUGUUGAGGAAGGAGUGAGCUGGGCGUUGAAGCAGUCUGUUUGAUGAUCUACAAAUGCUUAGGAUGGAAUAAGAGACAGGCUUGUAGCAUCCUAUGGAACCUGGUUAAUAUAAGUGGACCUAAAUGCUUGCCUUUAAUCUUUUCACAUAGCUUUUUGGGUUACCUAAUCAUAGAGGCCCUGGCUCCUAGUACUAUCACAUUGGGGUUUAGGAUUUCAACAUGAAUUUUGGGGGUACACAAAUAUUCAAUCCUUUGUAUAACCUUUUAUGGCCAGGUCAGUGCCCUGUAAGGAACGCAUUCUAUGUUGGAACCCAGUGUAUAUAUAGACACAUAGAAAGUAUAAUCAAAAGUUCCAUGAUAGAACACAGAAUGACGCUGCAUGAGGUGCUCUCGGUUCCUUUCUGAUACAUUCUCUUCCACCUCCAACCUCUACCAAACGCUGGUCAUGGUGGACGGAAUCGAUUUUAAUCCCUGGUAGAAGGCGGAGAUGUGCCAUUCAGAAAGCAUGAAUCAGAUCUGUUGUCCCCUCCAGGGCCGCCUGGGCCUGUGUUCAUGCACUUAGUGGGGACCUGACCCUGGCUCCACAGCUAGUGUUCAUUCCGCUCCUGUGCUGUCGUGAGGGUCGGGAGUUGGCAGCCACCUAACUAGUCCUCUGGGAGACUUCAUUUUUGUCACGAAGGGCUGGGAGAGCUUGGGGAGCAGGCACUCGAUAGAACUUGGAGUUGAAGAGUGAGUCAUAAGGCUGCCUUCUCUGUCAUACAGGACAGGAACUUGGGAAAGAAAACAGUCUCAACAAUGAACAGGCCACCCAUCACUACCAGCUACAGAUGACUUGCUGUUUCAUUCUCAAAGAUGUCGUCUGCUGCUGAAAAUGGAGAUGCAGCACCUGGAAAACAAAAUGAAGAAAAAACCUAUAAAAAGACUGCAUCAUCUGCUAUCAAAGGUGCUAUUCAGCUGGGAAUAGGAUACACAGUGGGGAAUCUCACUUCCAAGCCGGAGCGAGAUGUUCUCAUGCAAGACUUUUACGUGGUGGAAAGUGUGUUCCUACCCAGUGAAGGAAGCAACCUGACCCCUGCGCACCACUUCCCAGACUUCCGAUUCAAGACGUACGCUCCGCUGGCCUUCCGGUAUUUCAGAGAGCUUUUUGGGAUCAAGCCUGACGAUUACUUGUAUUCCAUCUGCAGUGAGCCUCUGAUAGAGCUGUCCAACCCCGGGGCUAGUGGAUCCUUGUUUUUCGUGACCAGUGAUGAUGAAUUUAUCAUCAAAACGGUUCAGCACAAAGAAGCCGAGUUCCUUCAGAAGCUCCUGCCGGGAUAUUACAUGAAUUUAAACCAGAACCCAAGGACUCUUUUGCCAAAAUUUUACGGCCUGUACUGCAUGCAGUCAGGGGGCAUCAACAUCAGGAUCGUGGUGAUGAACAACGUUCUGCCCCGCUCCAUGAGGAUGCACUUCACCUACGACUUGAAAGGCUCGACGUACAAGCGCAGAGCGUCCCGGAAAGAGAGAGAGAAAUCCAACCCCACCUUUAAGGACCUGGAUUUCCUGCAAGACAUGCAUGAAGGCUUGUAUUUUGAUAUAGAAACGUACAACGCGCUCAUGAAAACACUGCAAAGAGACUGCCGGGUGCUGGAGAGCUUCAAGAUCAUGGACUAUAGCCUUUUGCUGGGGAUCCACAUCUUGGACCAUUGCCUUAAAGAGAAAGAAGAGGAGACCGCACAAAACGUGCCGGAUGCUAAGCGGCCCGGCAUGCAGAAGGUCCUCUACUCGACAGCCAUGGAAUCCAUCCAGGGUCCAGGGAAGUCUGGAGAUGGCAUCAUCACAGAGAACCCAGACACAAUGGGAGGCAUUCCAGCCAAAAGCCAUAAGGGAGAAAAGCUGCUUUUGUUUAUGGGCAUUAUUGACAUUCUCCAAUCAUAUAGGUUAAUGAAGAAGCUAGAACAUUCCUGGAAAGCUCUCGUGUAUGAUGGGGACACCGUGUCCGUUCAUAGACCAAGUUUUUAUGCAGACCGAUUCCUUAAGUUUAUGAACUCCAGGGUUUUCAAGAAGAUCCAAGUUUUGAAGGCCUCACCUUCUAAGAAGCGGUGCAAUUCCAUCGCCGCCUUAAAGGCGACCUCUCAGGAGAUCGUGUCCUCCAUUAGCCAGGAAUGGAAGGAUGAGAAGCGAGAUCUGCUGACCGAAGGACAGAGUUUUAGUAGCCUUGAUGAAGAAGCCCUGGGCUCCCGACACCGGCCAGACCUGGUGCCCAGCACUCCGUCGCUGUUUGAAGCUGCCUCCCUGGCAACCACCAUUUCUUCUUCUUCAUUGUACGUCAAUGAGCAUUACCCCCACGACAGGACUACGCUUUACUCACACAGCAAAGGGCUGCCUUCCAGUUCCACCUUCACCUUGGAAGAGGGGACCAUCUACCUGACGGCCGAGCCAGCCGCCCUGGAAACGCAGGACGACAACGCCUCGGUGCUGGACGUCUAUUUAUAAGUGAAACUGCUGACCAUCUAAGCACAGGGACAAGAUGUACACAGUGUGGGAGAGAAGUUUCUCCUCUCCAGCAUUCUCCAGAGGAGCUUGGCUGAGCCCCACGACACACAGAGUAACGACCAGCUGGACCCGGAGCCUGCGAGAUGCCUGGGGAGCCUGGGUACACAGGCUGCUCAGCAGACGGGUGGGGAAAUACCACACUAUUCUAUCAAUUGCUGUUGCUUGCCGAACUGUGAAGAACUGCAUGAACUGUCUUUAAGCUGCUUCUAUACCAUUGCCAAUCACCUUUUUUGGAAUUGGAAGUGCUAUUUUCCUAUGGACUCUUGCGUUAUUUCAUUUUGCAUGCAUCCAGUGAUUCUACACAAAAGCAACGUACAUAAUCUGCUUAUAUAUUUUUAAAAAAUCCAUCCAUGCAAAAUGGAAAAGUAUAAAUUCUGCUUCUUUUUUUUUUUUUUUUUUUGCAAAAUCAUA